AUGUACACUCUGCAGGUUCAAGAAAACUCCCCAGCUCAGCAAGGAGGAUUGGAACCUUUCUUUGAUUUCAUUAUUGCAAUAGGACACACUAGGCUUAAUAAAGAAAACAAUAUGCUGAAAGAUCUGCUGAAGGCAAAUGUUGAAAAACCAGUGAAGCUGGAGGUGUAUAACAUCAAAACAAUGAAAAUAAGAGAAGUGGAGGUGAUCCCCAGCAACAUGUGGGGAGGGCAAGGUCUUCUCGGUGCCAGCGUGAGGUUCUGCAGCUUCCAGGGAGCCAAUGAACAUGUGUGGCAUGUCCUGGAUGUUGAACCUGCAUCUCCUGCAGCUCUAGCUGGUCUGCAGCCAUACACUGACUACGUUGUUGGAUCUGAUCAGAUUCUGCAAGAGUCAGAGGAUUUCUUUUCACUGAUUGAAUCCCAUGAGGGGAAGCCACUGAAGCUGAUGGUUUAUAACACUGAAGCAGACGCCAUUCGAGAGGUAGUUGUGACUCCCAAUGGAGCUUGGGGUGGAGAAGGAAGUUUAGGAUGUGGUAUUGGAUAUGGCUAUUUGCACAGAAUUCCAACACAGCCUGUAAUAUCAAAGAAAAAGCCAGAAAGCAAACCACCUUCACCCUUGUCAUCAGAAGCCAGAACUCCUGAACCAUCUACUAAUGGUUACACAGAG
Tinamus guttatus (white-throated tinamou) is the source of this 663-nucleotide messenger RNA. The record is from RefSeq and is a predicted model, not a curated record. Lineage: Eukaryota; Metazoa; Chordata; Aves; Tinamiformes; Tinamidae.